AUGUCUUCCUCACAUCAUCAUCAUCGAACAUCGAGUACACGUCGAACAAGACGUGUACAAAUAGUUGCACCAUUACAUUCAAGUCGAUCAUCAAGUGCUCCACAACGACAAUUUAUAAUUAUUCUUACAAAUGAUCCUGAACUAUUACAACCAACUGGACCAUUUCAACCACAUAUACAACAAAAUAUGCAAACAACAACACGUUCCACACAAACUAGUACAACAAAUAAUGGAGGAGCAGUCAACAACAAUAAUAAUCACCACAAUAAUCGAGAACAAAUACUUAAUAAUCUUUUACGAGUCGAACUAAGAGAAGCAACAAGUCAUUAUCUUACACGAACUCGCCGAUCAUAUCCAAUUCAUUAUAUUUUUGAUAUGUCCGACAUAGAUACAGAACAAUUAUGA
Molecule: messenger RNA, 405 nt
Organism: Rotaria sordida
Lineage: Eukaryota; Metazoa; Rotifera; Eurotatoria; Philodinida; Philodinidae
Source: the annotation of a GenBank genome assembly